UUUUCAUCGAUGAUGUCACAAAAUGGCGACUACCAUGAGUAUGUGCGACAGUUGUUUUCUACGCAGUUCGUAGAGAUGUCGUUCUGAUGGAAAUUUCCACUUCUUCACUUCAUCAGUUUUAUGUAUUUGGGUUUAUGCAUAAGGCAAAGUUUGAAUUGACUGAAAAACAGGAGCGUUAUAGACAGCGACCAUUGCACUGUGAGCGAAAGCAAGGCGGAUUCUGUCAAGGUUUCUUGGUAUACUAGCUGACGGAUAGCUUGCCACGACCGUAUGCUGUAGCUAGCUUGGUAGCUACCUCGCUGUGCAGAUAUCAUUCAGGAUUUAAUUUUCUCAGGGUGUUCGUGGUAUAUAUAGAUUGACUAUUGACAGGGUUUCACUUGGCUGGCAUGGAGUACCAUGGUGGUGGAUCUGGUGCGGUCUUGGUCAGCGGUAGUAAUGUUCCUGCCUUUCUCACGAAACUUUGGACGUUGGUUGAGGAUCCUGAAACCGACCCUCUAAUAUGCUGGAGUCCAAGUGGAACCAGUUUCCAUGUUUUUGACCAAGGUCGAUUCUCUAAAGAGGUGCUUCCGAAAUACUUCAAACACAACAACAUGGCCAGCUUUGUCCGCCAACUAAACAUGUAUGGCUUCCGUAAAGUUGUUCACAUAGAACAGGGAGGUUUGGUGAAGCCAGAAAAAGAUGACACAGAAUUUCAGCAUCCCUAUUUUAUCCGUGGGCAAGAGCACCUAUUGGAAAAUAUAAAACGGAAAGUUACAAAUGUGUCAAAUAUUAAACAGGAGGACGUCAGGCUGAGCACGGACGAGAUCGGCAAAGUGCUCAGCGACGUGCAGCAGAUGAGGGGCAGGCAGGAGAGUAUGGACAGCAAGCUCAGCGCAAUGAAACAGGAGAACGAGGCACUGUGGAGAGAGGUGGCAAGCCUGAGGCAGAAGCACUCGCAGCAGCAGAAAGUCGUCAAUAAGCUCAUCCAGUUCCUCAUCACCCUGGUGCAGUCCAACAGAGUGAUCGGGAUGAAAAGAAAGAUGCCCCUGAUGCUGAAUGACAGCAGCUCAGCUCACUCCCUGCCCAAGUACACUCGGCAGUACUCUCUACCCUCCCCCCCUAUCUCGACCUCCUCCACUGGGUUCUCGGCUGCAAAUCUCUUCUCCUCGGACGGGCCGGUUAAGACGGGCCCAAUCAUCUCUGACAUCACUGACUUGGCCCAGACCAGCCCGGUUACCACGGAGUGGAUCGAGGACAGUGAAAGAACGAGCCCCCUGGUGCACAUUAAGGAGGAGCCGUCAAGUCCCACCACCACCCACGACUCCGAGUUCGAGGAGGUGUGUCCGGUGGAGGUGGAGGUGGGCACGAUGCCACAGGACACGCCGCUCUCCCCCACCACCUUCAUCAACUCCAUCCUGCAGGAGAGCGAGCCGGCCCCAGCCCCAGCCCCGGCUCCAACCCCUGCCACCGCCACAGCCGCCACCCCUGCCCUCGCCCCCACUGUCUCAGCACACACCGCACAGCCGGACAGUCCCAAGUGUCUCAGCCUCGCCUGCAUCGACAAUUCUCCACAGAUGUCUGACGUCUAUCACCUUUUCCCCAGCCCUACCUCCUCGUCUCUUCAUCCCCGACUUCUCCCAGGAUCGGAACUCAGCGACCACCUGGAUUGCAUCGACAACGGCUUGGAGAACCUUCAGUCCAUCCUGAAUGCCCAGUCCAUCAACUUUGAGUCCUCGCCUCUCUUCGAUAUCUUCAGUUCUUCCGCCAUAAACACAGACUUCGACUUGGACAGCCUGGCCACCAUCCAGGAGCUCCUUUCGGAUUCGCCCAAGGAGGCUUCAUCAAGCAACAACAUCACAAACACAGGGAAGCAGCUCGUCCAGUACACCGCCCAGCCAAUGCUGCUGAGUGACCCGAUCAAUACUGACGUACCAGGGGAGGACCUGCCCAUCCUGCUGGAACUCGAAAGGGACUCUUUCUUUGGCCAGGACCCUGCCGAGGACCCUACCAUCUCUCUCCUCUCCAACGACUACCAAAUGGCCACACCAGACGACCCCAAACUCUCCUAAACUGAUACUCUUACUCUUUUUGUAAAGGGAUGUACUAAAGUGUUUUUUUUCUUUUUUUCUUUCUUUCUUUGACUUUUUUUUUGUUUUGUUUUUGGGUUUCACUGUAUUUGUUUUUAUUGAUUGUCUAAAAAGAAAAUUACCCCAAGCAUCUUUCUGCACUACUAGUCUCUCGAAGACGAAUCUAGUCCAAAAAAACAUUGAAGUAUCGUAGAUAUUUCGGGAUGGUUGUGUGCUUCACUGAAGCAGCUGAUGUCAUGACCGGGCAGUGCAGUUUUAUCUUGUUAUUGGCCCAUAGCAAGAAAAUGGCCUCAAAUGGCCCAGAGAAGACGGACUACAAGCUACAGAUAAUCAUUAGGUCAGGCUUUUUGAUUGUUAUUAAAUGAGCACAUAGUGUGUUUUUUUUUAAGCGAUGCUUCAUUCAUGCUGUCUUCAACCAGCACAUAUAGGAAACUAACUGAAGUGUUAGGUGGUUAAUUUGGUCAAGGAUGUUGACAACUAUUUGUCACUGAGCUAUUCAGCCACUGAAUAUCUUGUCUUGAUUGCAUUCUGCCCUGAUCUUGGCUUCUAAGCUGUCCUAAUUUCUAUGGUCAUUAAUUUUACUCAUGUAUUGGUAGCUCUACAUUGUUUAGCAAGAGAUUGUUGUGCUAUACAAAAAAACUGUUAUUGUUUUUGUUUUAGUUUUUUUUGCCUUUUUAUCAACAUAGGAAGCUCCAUCAACUCAAUUCACGUUCAUAGAGUUUGAAUUUUAACCUUUUAGGUUGUACGGAAUGCAGUUUGUUUUUCAUAAUCUUUUUGUGUUUUAUCAAAAAAAUUGCAGGAGGAGGGGUCUAAUGUCUAAAUGUAUAGAAAUGUAUAGAGAUUAUGCAGUUUUAUCACCGUCAUGAUUCAUCCAAAUUACACUUUUUAUGGACACCGUUAUUCCUGGUCAAGUUGAACUACAGACAUGUUUUGCCCAUAGGCUGUCUCACACAUCCUCUAUAUGCCGCAGUCAUAUUUAUUUUGAGUAAUAUAAUGAAACAAACUAUUAAAUCUUGUUUUCUAUGAGUA
Messenger RNA from Clupea harengus (Atlantic herring), 3095 nucleotides. It is a transcript of the gene hsf1, whose product is annotated as heat shock transcription factor 1. Gene Ontology annotation, molecular function: sequence-specific DNA binding; DNA-binding transcription factor activity. The record is from RefSeq and is a predicted model, not a curated record. Lineage: Eukaryota; Metazoa; Chordata; Actinopteri; Clupeiformes; Clupeidae. Gene Ontology annotation, biological process: regulation of DNA-templated transcription.